CGGACAGGGGGUUCGACUCAAAAACCCUCCCAAAUUCUCUCCGUCAUCUCCUUUCCACCGGGAAGAAUGAGCAAUUGGAAGACCCUUCUCCUUCGAAUCGGCGAAAAUGGUCCGGAAUACGGCACCUCUUCGGACGCCAAAGAACAUAUCGAGACAUGUUUUGGUGUUAUAAGAAGAGAAAUUGACCGUUCUGGGGAUGAAGUAUUGUCUUUUCUUCUCCAAUGUGCCGAACAAUUGCCUCACAAGAUUCCCCUAUAUGCGACUUUGGUUGGUUUGUUGAACUUGGAGAAUGAAGAUUUUGUGAAGAAGAUGGUGGAAAGUAUCCAAACUGAAUUCCAGGCUGCUUUAGAUUCUGGCAAUUGUGACAAGAUCCGUAUAUUGUUGCGCUUUCUGACUGCCCUGCUGUCCAGUAAGGUUCUUCAACCUGGUUCUGUGGUUGUUGUGUUUGAGACUCUGCUAUCAUCUGCUGCCACGACUGUGGAUGAAGAGAAAGCAAACCCAUCGUGGCAGGCCCAGGCGGACUUUUAUGUAGUAUGCAUCUUGUCCAGUCUUCCAUGGGGAGGAGCUGAACUUGCCGAGCAAGUUCCUGAUGAGAUGGAAAGAAUCAUAGUUGGGAUACAAGCCUAUCUAAGCAUUCGAAAGCAUUCAUCUGACUCUGGGUUAUCCUUCUUCCAAAAUGAUGAUGAGUCUGGAAACAGUCUGGCAGAGAAGGACUUCGUGGAGGAUCUAUGGGACCAGAUACAGGCUCUAGCUGCGAACGGAUGGAAACUUGAUAGUGUUCCAAGGCCUCAUCUCUCAUUUGAAGCACAGCUGGUUGCUGGAAAAUCUCAUGAGCUUGGCCCCAUCAAAUGCCCGGAGCAACCGGCUCCACCUGCAAAACUUUCAAGAAUUAUAACCGGCGAACAAAAGCAUGAGGCUGAGAUGAGAUAUCCUCAGAGGAUCCGCAGGCUGAAUAUAUUUCCGGCCGGUAAAACUGAGGAUUUACAACCUAUUGAUCGCUUUGUAGUACAAGAGUAUUUGCUGGAUGUGCUCCUUUAUUUUAAUGGCAGUCGAAGAGAGUGUGCCUCCUAUAUGGUCAGUCUCCCCGUGCCUUUCCGGUAUGAGUAUCUUAUGGCAGAGACGAUAUUUUCUCAGUUACUUCUGCUACCACGACCACCAUUCAAGACUCUAUAUUAUACACUCAUAAUUAUGGAUCUUUGUAAGGCUCUUCCUGGUGCCUUUCCUGCUGUCGUAGCGGGUGCUGUUCGUGCGCUUUUCGAGAAAAUUGCAGACUUGGAUAUGGAGUGUAGAACACGCCUUAUUCUCUGGUUUUCACACCAUUUAUCCAAUUUCCAAUUCAUCUGGCCCUGGGAAGAGUGGGCUCAUGUCUUAGACCUUCCAAAAUGGGCCCCUCAGCGUGUAUUUGUCCAGGAGGUUUUGCAAAGAGAAGUACGCUUGUCAUAUUGGGAUAAAAUUAAGCAGAGCGUUGAAAAUGCUAGUGCUCUUGAAGAAUUGCUUCCACCAAAGGGUGGUCCGAAUUUCAAGUACUCCUUCGAAGAUGGUAAAGAGAAAACUGAAGAACAUCAACUCUCUGCAGACUUGAAUAGCAUGGUUAAGGGAAAGCAAACUGCACGUGACAUAAUAUCUUGGGUUGAAGAGAGUGUCUAUCCAGCUCAAGGUUUUGAAGUUACUCUUGCAGUAGUCGUGCAAACCUUACUGGACAUUGGGUCAAAAAGUUUUACUCAUUUGAUCAUCGUUCUGGAGCGAUACGGCCAAGUAUUUGCAAAAUUAUGUCCUGACAACGAUAAACAAGUUAUGUUAAUAUCUGAAAUCAGUACUUACUGGAAGAACAAUGCACAAAUGACAGCAGUGGCGAUUGAUAGAAUGAUGGGAUAUAGACUCUUAUCAAAUCAGGCAAUUGUCAGAUGGGUUUUCUCUUCGGAAAAUGUAGAUCAAUUUCAUGUCUCUGAUCGGCCGUGGGAGAUUCUUGGGAAUGCUCUGAGCAAGACGUAUAAUCGUACAUCUGAUCUAAAGAAAGAAAUAUCAAACCUUAGUAAAAAUCUUUUGGUAGUUGAAAAAGCUGCAGCAAAGGCAAAAGCAGAGUUGGAGGCAGCAGAAACCAAGCUUUCUCUGGUAGAGGGUGAGCCUGUUGUUGGUGAUAAUCCGGCGAAGAUGAAGCGUUUGAAAUCGCAGGCUGAAAAAGCAAUGGAAGAAGAAGUAUCUCUCCGGGAUUCAAUAGAGGCAAAAGAGGCUCUACUUAAUAGAGCUCUUGCUGAAAACGAGAGUCUGCUACUCUUGGUGUACCAGAGUUUCAUGGCUGUCUUAAAGGAACGACUCCCAGAUCCGUCAAAGGCCAGAACAUUGCAGGAACUAAAAUCUAUUGGUGAAGAGUUUAUGGCGGUGGACCUUGAGGAGCCCUCUGCAAUGGAGGUGGACAAUGAGAAUGGUAACACGAAGAAAAGUGAGUCCAAGGGGGACAAAUCAGAGAGUCUCUACAAAGUUGGAGAAAGAGAACAAUGGUGCUUGUCAACACUUGGCUAUCUCAAGGCAUUCACAAGGCAAUACGCCUCCGAGAUUUGGCCUCACAUGGAGAGGCUGGAUUCGGAUGUAUUCUCGAGAGAAGAAGUUCAUCCUCUUUUUCUGGAAGCGGUUUAUUCGGGUAUGCGCAUAGAGGAGGUUUCAUCAAGCUGAUGCUGUUCUGUAUGAAGGUAUCAGCUUUGAGAAUAUACUGUCUCUUGGUUGGUGUGAAUCAGAUCAUCACUGUUUCCAUAGAUCUCGAACUGUAGGAUACUUCACAUUCGACAUUGUUCCAUAAACUUUGAGCUUUGGUGAUUUCAACUACUUUGUGACUUUUUUUUUUUUUGCUUUGUUGUAUUUUUAGACCAGUUUUGAGGAUAGAUCUCUUAGAGUUCACUGAUUCUGCAAAGAGAGCGAUUUAGUGUUGUUGCUUA
Molecule: messenger RNA, 2930 nt
Organism: Tarenaya hassleriana
Lineage: Eukaryota; Viridiplantae; Streptophyta; Magnoliopsida; Brassicales; Cleomaceae
Product: nuclear cap-binding protein subunit 1
Exons: 19
Coding region: 67-2670 (867 amino acids)
Biological process (GO): mRNA export from nucleus; nuclear-transcribed mRNA catabolic process, nonsense-mediated decay
Cellular component (GO): nuclear cap binding complex; nucleus
Molecular function (GO): mRNA binding; RNA cap binding; protein binding
Source: RefSeq, a predicted model, not a curated record